Molecule: messenger RNA, 2325 nt
Organism: Onthophagus taurus
Lineage: Eukaryota; Metazoa; Arthropoda; Insecta; Coleoptera; Scarabaeidae
Source: RefSeq, a predicted model, not a curated record
UAAAGACCCUCGUCCUUCUCAUUCAGCGGUCGGCUGAGUUGACUCGCGGACGUACCUGUUGGAACCAGAUUCCAUCGUGACCACAACGCCGGUUUUCAGUUAGAAUGCCAAAAGAACCAGAAUUCCAGCGCGUUUCUCGCUGACAGUGACGGUGCCGUGUUGAGUUUUGCAAAACAGACGGUGGCACAUAGUUUAACUACAAUGGAACUUGCUGGUUUCUAUGGAAUCACCACCGUAUUUAUUUUCUUCUUGCAAGGAAUUUGUAUAGAAGCGGUAUGUUUUUUUCCUCCAGAAUACGUAGGAGAAUUCGUAAUGCAAAAAAGUGUGAAUACAGGAAACGCAGUAGAAUAUAGUACAAUAAAUAUAUCGUUUACCGGAACGCCAUUAUGGGGUUCUUGUACCCGACGAUACGAUAAUAAUUUCAUCUUCACAACCAGCACCGACGAUUAUUUAUGCAACAACUGUCUUAAUCUCAGUCUCAAAUCCAGAAAUGUUCUUCAAGUGCGCGCAUCGAAUUUAUCGAAAUGUUACGUUAAAGAGGAAGAUGCCAUUGAGUCUUGUCCAAAAGAUGAUGCCACUAAAUCAGAUGGAGUCGUAGAAAUUAUUUUAUUUAAAACUCAAAAUCAAUAUGGACCAACUCAAAAAGAAUUUUGUCCGAUCGAUGAUAAGUAUUCGGUGAAGUAUCAUUUUCCCAACAUUAAUUCUACUAACAGAUGCAUGACGGACAACGCAAUCGUCAAUAUGUGUCCAUCGGCGUCUGAAAUGAGUCUUAGCUUCGAUAACUGCCCGGAAGGAUACGGUUUUAAAUUAAGCUGCAUCGGUCAGUGGAUUGGACAAAAUGGGCAACACUAUCUUGCUUUAGAAGAUAGCCGACAACAACCAACUUACAGAUGUGCAUUAUUUGAAAAAAAUGAAAAGACUGGAAUAGUAAAGUUAGCAUUAAGUAGAGAUAGUACGUGUGAUGGUGGUUUAGAAACUGCAUCGAGAGGUCACGAGACGAUGGAGCUGACGCCAUCGCCGCAGGAGGACUCGCCAUGGGUAGCGGAAACGGAGAAUGAAGUGUGCAGGUUUCCCGAGUGGCUGCAAGGCCAAUGGGAGCAUGUCACUGUAGACCGGAACACCUUCGUUUAUAGGGAUCAAGCCAACUUUGUCAAAUAUGAUUUACGAUGUCUUGCAGCGGAAGCGAACAAUAGAUAUUUUGUUCAUAUUCGGGCCCAAUGUGGAAACGAAAAAAGUUAUAGUUGUUUGUGGGUGCAACAACGUGAUGAUAACGUAUUCGAAUUUUUAUUCGGUUUGAAGGCAAGUAUACGUAGGGAUGAAGUAUUAUGCGACGAGAGCAAUUUUGGACAGGACGGAUGGAUAACUCAAGGACGAAAGCAGCCCAUCAACACUUUACGGUGUCCCAUAUCUGGAAUUUUCAACGGGGUCAUUCCGGAAAGCGGAUCGUUUUGCGGGUCGCUUUCUUCGGAUUGCAAAACGCCGGAUUUGAUGUAUUAUAAAGUUUACGACUGCAAAACGUCGCAAAUGUACGAAGAAAGAGAAUAUCGUUGUCUCGGACAUUGGAGGGAAAACGAUCAAUUAUAUACUUACACAAAAAGACAUGAUAGUGUCGCGGUUGGGACGUUUGAAUGUUUUGUGGGUUCUAUAGUCACUGAUGAUGAAGAUUAUAUCAUUAUAAGAGAAGCCGGCGUUCAUUGUGAAAGAAAAAUGGAGGGGGUUCUUGGAAUGAAGCUCACGAAACAAAAACAAUUAACGAAAACUUGUGUGGAACCUGAAUUCGAGACUACAAUCUUUGAUGACGCAACAUUAAGACCUGUACAUCCAAAAAUCAAACAUUCAACAAUGAGGCCUUCAACAAAACCAAACACGGAUAAACCGACUCAUAUUUCACCAUCAGGCUCCUCAUCAGGAUCGAAAACAAACGUAUUAUUAAGUUUAGCCCUUUCAAUUGUGAUUAUAAUUUAUUGAUCCCGUUUCGAAAUUUUAAAUUCCUAUUUAUGUUUGCAUCUUGCCAUUUUAUUUAUGAACGUCCAAAUUCAUGUGUGAUCUCAUCAUAUCAAGCAGACAGCAAAAAUGAUCCAUCAGUACUUAACUUGCUCGCUGAUAUGGUUCCUACACUUCCCCAAUUCUAAGAAGGUUUGACGAUUUGUACAUAAUCAAACGAAACGAACAUUCAAAAUGAAUUCGUUUACCUUGAACCGUCUUAGAAACCGACUUUUUAUACCUUUUUAUUACUAUUAUUAGAUUACUUUAGACUGUUUCUUAUAUUAUUUAUUUGUUACUUGUAUUAAAUAAAUUAUACCUUACGAAAAUCUUUUGUUUUAU